CAUAGCCAAAUGAUGGAACAGCAAAGCGAUCCUCCCCAGCAACACACUUUAAGCGGUCUGCCGCCACUGCCAAAAAGCUUAAGUACUGCCGCAGCUGGCCCCCAAUCGUCGCCAGCAGCUGUUGCCAGUGUGGCGUCCUUAACGGCCGCCACUGGCGAACUGUAUUUAGGACCAUCCACAUCCACUGCGGCCGCGGCCAGGCAGCGCAAUCAUAAUGGUCACGGUCAUGGUCACAGUCAGCGACAUGGCAGCCUCUCAUCCACCCAAGAAUCGCUAAGCGACAGAGAAUCUGUACACAGUCGGGCCUCCUCCACCCACAGUGCGGGCAGUGCAGGAGCAGGCGGCAGUGGUUCUUCCACCAUAGACAGCCAGUUGGCGAUUCUAAGGCGGGAAAUGUAUGGCCUAAGGCAGUUGGACUUGUCGCUACUGUCCCAAUUGUGGGCCCUCAAUGAGUCAAUACAGGGGUUUCGGGUAUUCCUGCAAGAGCAAGAAGCCAUGUCGCCACCCUCACGAUCGAGAACUCCCUCCGAUGCCAAUUCAUUGUCAUCUGAUGAGGAUGAUGAUGGUAGCUCCUAUGCUCCAGUGCCAGUGGCGGCCAUAAAAGUCAAUGAGCAGCCGCCUCUAUUGACCAGAAGCAUGGCCAGUUCACCUGGAGCAACUGUGACAACAGGAGCAACUACUAAAUUGGCAACAGGCUCUAUUACUUCCCAUGCAUCUACCAGCUCCACUUCUGGUACCUCAGGUUCCUCGUCGGCAGCUUCAUCCAUGGGCAAGCAAUUGCAUCACCAUCAGCAUCAUCAUCAUCAACAGCAGCAGCAGCAACAAAGGCCUGCACCGCCACCAGCACCUCCAGCACAGCACAAGGCACAUCCUCAGCUGCCGCGCAUUUUGCAACAGAGAAUGAGGCAGGCCCCGCCCCCACCGCCACCAACACGAUCCAAAGGAACUGGAGGAGGAGCUAGUAGUAGCAGCAGCAACCACAGCAUCAGCAGCGUAAAUCAACACCAACAUCAUCCGCAUCAUUCGCGACCCGUAUGACAAAACCCGUUCUUGGACUAAGAAAUACUUUGGCCCAAGAACAAAUCAAACAUUUCCGGGAAAAAGAGUCAAUUAGACAUUUCUCCAAAAGUCAAUUUAUCGAAAACAGAAGACAGAAACUGAAUCCGAAACCCGAAAACCUAAAUUCACACACCAAUUGUCGUUCUAAAUUGCUUGCCAUGCUAAAAUAUCUCAUUCUUCAUAUUCAAUACCAACAAAAACUAUACUAUCGUGAUUGUUCUCAAUUCUGAUUCGGAAUCACCCCCAUAAAGAUUGAACAAAAUCCCAAUAUUUCGACAUACAAUUUUAUAUGGCUCGGCAUUGCGAAUCGGAAUUCAGAGGCACGUAUCAAAAAUUUAUCAGUAUGUAAGGAAAAACCGAAUUCAUUCGCGUUGAAUAAAACCACAAAACACAACAACAAAUUGUAUUCAAUAAUAAUCUCUAAGUAGUAAAGGAUAAGAUCCUGCUAUAUGGCAUAUUUAUAUAUUAUAUUAUAUUAUAUUAUAUAUACAUAUAUAUAUUAUUCGAUUUUGUAUAAAACACCCAACAGCUGCAAAUAAUACCAGAUAUUCCGCAUCGUAUUCAUACAACUAGUUACAUUUAUUUAUGUUCCCAAAAUUAUUUGUUAGAUCCUAUACACCUAAUAUUAAACACUAUCAAAAAACAAAACAAAAAAAAAAGUAAAACAAAAGAAAACUAUUAUGAAAAAAUGUUCCACUCACUUAGCACUAACCAAAACUAAACUCUUGGCCUAUAUAUAUCUUGCUAUCAAAAAAAAAAAACAAAAAAAAAGAAUAUUUAUACGAAUAUAUAUAUAAAUCAUUUCAAAAUCUGCUUAUAAAUGAAAUAAGAUGAAAAUAUUUUACAUGGAAAAGUGUGAGCCGUUCAUUUAAUAUUUCAAAAUGUUGACGUCAACACCUCGAAUAGAAUUACUACAUUUUUGUGGUUUCAAAUUUCUAGAUUCCAUUAAGUUUCCCUGCGAUCCGCACCAUACUCGAAAACAUAACAAUUGUUCAACUAAAUCAUAACUAAUCUAGAACUUUUGUUGGAAUAUAAAACAAUAAUAAUAAAAUGCAGACUCUGCGUUUAUUAGAGAUUCAAAGUACACCAAAAGAUCUGUUAGUUCAAUAAAUCAUUAUAUAGAUUGCAUGUAACGGCUGAAAAGAAUACACAUUAUAUAUACCCAACCAACACAUCACAUCAGAUACAUACAAUUUUUACCAUAUUCCAGAGUGAUGGCUAACAUACAAUAUUCCAAAUUUUUGCAUGGAGAAACUAAGAGAAAUAUCAUACCCGAAAACUAAGAAACUGCAGAUAUCACUACACAUAGAUACAUACGAGUAAACCUAAUCGAAAAUUUGCAAUUAAUGAAAUUAAUUCCUAAAAAUCUAAAUCGUUUUUGUGAGUUCUGUUGUAGUUUACGAAUUUUCACUAACAAUAAGAAAAUUCUCAAUCAAUUCUCGUCUACCCACACACCAGCUAAAGUUGACAUCAUAAAAGGAAACACCUUGAACUGAGAAACUCAAAUUAAUAAGUAAAGUAGUUUAACGAACUCCGUGUUCAGGCUUGAAAACCCCAAAAAUAAGUACAUACAUAUAUACACUUACACAAUUUUGAGAGCUAAAUGCUGUGUACAAAAAAGGAAAAUCGAAAAGCAUAUAACCAAAAUUUACAAUAACUCAAAUACUAAUAACAAAUGUGUGGGAAUGUUUUUUUCAUUCGGCAAGUGAAAAUUGGAAAUGACAAACACUGGAAAGAAAACUGCAGAAUUGGAAAUAUCGUUAAAUAAAAAACAACAAAAGUCUAUUGUAUUAUGAAAGAAACGAAACAAAUGAAUCGAUGCAAUAAAUAUCAAUUUAAAUAUCA
Messenger RNA from Drosophila willistoni, 2904 nucleotides. RefSeq names its product histone-lysine N-methyltransferase SETD1A (gene lmgB). The transcript has a single exon. The record is from RefSeq and is a predicted model, not a curated record. NCBI's taxonomy places the organism in Eukaryota, Metazoa, Arthropoda, Insecta, Diptera, Drosophilidae. Bases 10 to 1038 code for a protein of 342 amino acids.